Molecule: messenger RNA, 459 nt
Organism: Penicillium subrubescens
Lineage: Eukaryota; Fungi; Ascomycota; Eurotiomycetes; Eurotiales; Aspergillaceae
Exons: 4
Coding region: 1-459 (152 amino acids)
Source: RefSeq, a predicted model, not a curated record
AUGAAAGGCGAGAGUGCCUUCGACCUCGACCGGGGACAGGCGGAACAGGCCACCGCGGAUGUUCUCGGCGAUGAAGCCUUUGCAAUCAACAGUUAUUCGCCGGAUAUUCGGCACAACAGGCUUCCAGCAGUCCCAGGUGUACCCAUCAGCGCCGACAAACCUGAGGAAACAGCACCCGAUGUAACCGCCGUCACCGCCCCUGAUGCCGCGCCUCCGGCUAUCGUGCCUCCCACCGCUCCGGCCGCUAUCCCUGACACUGUUCCGCCAGUUACAGCCGAGCCCACAACAGCACCGGCCAUGCCAGAAGCAGUUGUCAGAGUUGCUGCCGCAGUCGUUGCUCCAGCCGUGGCACCACUUAAAAUCGCACCCCCACUGCCCACAGCGCCUCCAAAUAGUUUCAAGAAGAGCGGCAUGACGGCAGGCAAUGGGCCCACAAGCGAAGAGGUUGAGCAACGGUAG